Molecule: messenger RNA, 709 nt
Organism: Corylus avellana
Lineage: Eukaryota; Viridiplantae; Streptophyta; Magnoliopsida; Fagales; Betulaceae
Product: large ribosomal subunit protein eL36x
Biological process (GO): translation
Cellular component (GO): ribosome
Molecular function (GO): structural constituent of ribosome
Source: RefSeq, a predicted model, not a curated record
AAAACGCACACAAACCCUACAAAACCCUAGUUCGGCUCCGCUGCGAAAACACUAGCCAUUAGGUUUCGCGCCCCACACCCUCCGCUGAGCUCAGAGACCUUUUGUUCGGUAAUGGCUCCAAAACAGCCAAGUACUGGCCUCUUUGUGGGGUUAAACAAAGGCCAUGUUGUCACCAAGAAAGAAUUGGCUCCACGUCCCUCUGAUCGUAAAGGAAAAACUAGUAAAAGAGUUCACUUUGUGAGGAAUUUGAUAAGGGAAGUUGCUGGGUUUGCACCAUAUGAGAAGAGGAUCACUGAGCUUCUCAAGGUUGGAAAGGACAAGCGUGCGCUCAAAGUUGCUAAAAGAAAGCUUGGCACCCACAAGAGGGCAAAGAAGAAGCGUGAGGAAAUGUCUAAUGUUCUCCGCAAGAUGAGGUCUGGUGGAGCUGGAGAAAAGAAGAAGUGAUGAUUGCAUUGCCACAUUCUCGACUAAAACCCUUACUGUUAGAGUUGUACUUUUAAUCUUUCUUUUUUAUAUUUCUGUUUUGAAUGAGAUUGUGAGAACGCGAAGCACUUUAAGCACAUUUAUUGUUAUGUUUUUCCAGAAUUCAACUUUGGCUUACCCUUUGGUAGGAGGGCACAGUGACCUUUCAGUACUGUUGUUUUACAUUUAGGCUCUGUUUGCUUUGAUGGAAUUUUUUUUCUUCAGAAAAAGCUCUCUCUAUUUUCCA